GCCACCAACAAACACACACAAACAGAGACACCUGUACACACACACAGACAUGUACAUACACACACAGAAACAUGUACACACACGCACAGAGAGACAUGUACAAACACACACAUACAGACACAUGUAUACACACACAGACACGUACAGACAUGCAUACACACAGACACAUGUACAUACAUGCACAGACACAUGUACAUACAAACACAGACACAUGUACAUACAUACACACAAUAAACACAAACACACACACACACACAUGUACAUACACACACAGACACAUGUACACACACACAUACAUGUACAUACACGCAGACAAUUGUACAUGCAUACACAGACACACACAAACACACACACACAUGUACACGUACACACACACCACCACCCCACCCCCCAUAAAAAGUUGCAGUACUUCGUUGUUCACUCACAGAUCUGGGUACUGCACUCUAAGGGGAGGCAGAGAGCACAGCACACACUCCUUGCUUUGCUUUCACUGCGCGCAGCUAUUGAGCAGUCUGACGGCUCCCAGUGCCAAUGACAGAUCCAGCCUGAGCUCCGAGUCUGCUCAGCAAGACGGCCCUGGGGGACACACUUGCCCCCACCAUAAUUUCCACUCGCCAUUGGUGAGCAGGCGAGUGGAAAUUUCAAGC
Messenger RNA from Staurois parvus, 647 nucleotides. Lineage: Eukaryota; Metazoa; Chordata; Amphibia; Anura; Ranidae. The record is from the annotation of a GenBank genome assembly.